Rhopilema esculentum is the source of this 2553-nucleotide messenger RNA. Its product is annotated as elongin-A. Gene Ontology annotation, cellular component: elongin complex; nucleus. Gene Ontology annotation, biological process: transcription elongation by RNA polymerase II. The record is from RefSeq and is a predicted model, not a curated record. Lineage: Eukaryota; Metazoa; Cnidaria; Scyphozoa; Rhizostomeae; Rhizostomatidae.
UUUUGGUGUUAAAUCAUGGUGGCUUAAAAUUUUCUCAGCUGACGUAUCUGUUGAAAGUCAAAAUGAACGAAGAAGAAGAGAAAGUGGUAAUAAAAUAUGUCACCAAGAUUCAGAAAAAGAUAACUGACCCACAAGCACCUCAGAAAAAGAUAAUUAAAUAUCUUGGUAAUCUUCAAAGUUUGCCAGUAACUAUCAGCAUACUGAAGUCAACAAACAUUGCAAAGACUUUGAAAACUUUCAAAAAGCAUGAAGGAAUUCUUGGAAAUGCUGCAAAUGAUCUUUUGAAGUUGUGGAAAAGUAAAUUUAUCACAGAUAAAGAUAAUAAAAUGAAACUUGAACAUAAAGUAAAGGAGGCUCCAGAGAAAAAAUUGGAAAAAGAAAGCAAUUUAGGAGGACAUAGCAAGCAAAAUAGGAAUGAUUUUUCUAAGAACUCAAUAGGUAAAUCAAAAGAUCCAUGGAGAGAUGUAUCAUUAGAUUUCUUAGGAAAUGAAGUUUCCAACAAGAAGAAAAAGAGUAAAUUAAAGGCUAAAGAUGAAAAUUCUAGUAAAAAUCAUGUGGAAAAAUAUGCAGAUAAAGUAUUUCCAAGACCAAAAGAGAAAAAGCAUGUGAUUGAAGUCAGACGUGAUGUUGAAAUGCCCUCUCUGCCAGAAAUAGAAUUACCUGAAAUUCAAAGAAUAUACAGGCCAUUACACUUUUCUGGUAUCGAUGAUGACAUAGAAUUGUCGCAGCGAAAAAAAGCUAAUGUUUCUGAAAAAGAGCUGGAAGUCAGUCUAGUUUCAAGGAAAUCACGGACCCAGGUCUUCUCAGGCAAAAGGUCUUGCUACAGUGGAGUUGUGCCUUCCCUGUAUCAACAAUGUAUGAAGGUUCUGAUUGAAAAUAUAGAUGCACUAGAAGAUACAGGUGGUGUGCCGUAUGAGAUUCUUGAACCACUGCUGGCCAAAGCAUCGCCAGCACAGUUGAUACGUCUAGAAGAAUUCAACCCAUAUUUUACUGAGGACUCUGGCGAGCUAUGGAAAAAACAUUGUUUGCGAGAGUUUAGGGGAAGCCAGCCAGAAGACAUGGAAUCUUGGAGGGAGCUGUAUUUACGUAAGUGCACUGAAAGAGUUGAGAAAUUGAAGAGUAUCCAGGAGAAGAUUUCACAAUCUCAAGCUCAGAAGGAACCAGCCAGGCAAGCUAAGCUUGCAUAUGUAGCAGGACCUCCUAAACCAUCUGUCCAAAUUCGGAGAAAACAACUGGCCCAUGGUACUGGUGGUGCAGUAUCCGAGAAAAAUGACAAGGCAGCAAAUCUGAAAAGAGAGUUGGAAGAUCGGCGCAAGCUUGAAGCUGAGCACACUAUUCCAUUUGCAAAAAUCCCAAGACGUGAUAGAUGCUCAAAAGAAUCAACAAAUAAUCUGCGGACCAAUGUUUUUACAAAAAAACCAGCUUCGAGACCAAUGAUGAAGGCAGCUCUUAAGAUGAUGAAAAACCAAAGGAGUAGAUCCUCGAAACAAAUAAUAAGGAAAUGAUGCUUUCCAAGAAGAAAUUGAAAAGAUUCACGUUUAUGCAGUAGAACAGUGUCAGGAGCACACAUUGAAGCUGAAACAUCUUUGCAAGAAGUCACCAAUCGUUUUGGUUACAGUUGGCCAUCAAGGGUUCUGAGUUUGUAAAACAGUUGGCCAUUAAAAUGAGUUUUUAUUUAUAUAUUUUGGCAGUUGUAUUAUGAUUUACGUUUAUAUACGCAGUUGGUGAGGUUCGGCCUUUAUUCCUUUUGCUGAGAUCGAGGAAACAGUGCACAAUCCGAAAACGUCCACUUGUCAAAGUGCGAUUGGAUUUGUAACUUAUCUAAUUGACACAUGAUCUGCAUGAUCUUCAGGCUCGUUAUUUGCUCGUUAUUACUGUGAAAAUGGCGUCAUAAAAUGUCCAUUGUAAACGGUAGAGUAUUUUCAAAAACCGAAAGAGCUCAGUAUAGGUGAUUAUCCUUUUUCGCCGAGAUCAAAGUGAUUACCUGAUUUCACUUGUUAUUGUGACUUCGUAAUGACAAUAUACUUUUGUCAAAACGUUCUUAACUGUAGACAUAAUCAAUCACGAUUAAUGCGAUUAAACAUGAUUAAGUGAUAAGCAGAGCAAACUUAUGCUUACGAUCAGUCAUGAUUAGUCAUUUUAAGCGGAAAGGCCACAGAUUUCAAAUGUUCCGUAAUAAGGUACAUUGUGUUGUGGUUUAGAUGAGCCUCAUUUUAACUUAAUUUCCAAGCUUACCUCUAUAUUCACUAGUAAAACAUUGUUAGACAAUGAAAAGGUAACAUAAUGGAAGCAACCUUAGCCAAGUUUAUAGUUCUCUGUUUUCUUGUCCUGUGUCCCAAAUUUCUCGAAAUCAGCGACGAAUGAAAGUUUGCUUUCAGUCUCUUAAAAGUGUGCUUCUUAGUAAGACCUUUUAUCAAUUGAGAUUAUUAUUUUGUCUUAUUAUAUUAAUAUUAAAUUAUUUAAUUGUCACAUUGAAUUGUAAGGUACAAGUUUCAUUGAACUGUAACUUAUUAAUAUUAAUUGAGUAUUUACUAAUAAGCCAUACUUUUACAA